GCGCGAUCUAUCUUUAGCUAGCUAGCUCGCUCGACGCGACUCGAUCGACUUACUACUAUUAAACCAUGGACUAGUAGGUCCAUGAUUAAACUUUGGACACGGCACGCUAUCUAAUUUAGACGUCAAACUCUAAAUAACUCUUUAAGAAUUUGGCAAAAAUUAUGAAAUUCACGCUGAGUUGGUGCACUUCUUUUGUUGAAGUCUACCGGUCACCGUCCCUCUGACUCUGAGUCGCGUCUGUCCCGGGGUCUGGCCUGGUCAACAUGUUGAACGUGCUUGCGGAGAGGAGUUGGGGAAACGUUCGGCCCUCUCAGGUGUAUUGCGCCGAAGCUACCCGGCGGACAUUCCGGUUGCAGUUGAGCAAGCACCGCGAUGUUCAACGCAUUCAUUCCAGCGGAAUCAAUUCACUGGACAUAGAUCCUGUCGAGUUCAAAUUUAUGCUGUCAGGAGGGGCUGAUGGAGUGAUUGCAAUCUACGACCUUGAAUCUAUCCCAGAAGUCAAAGAGUUUACUUGUGAAGCAGUGUGCACUGUUGGCAGAUCCAAUCGACAUGUUCACAAACACAGCGUGGAGACAGUCCAGUGGUAUCCCAGAGAUACUGGGAUGUUCACAUCUAGUUCCAUGGAUACAACCCUUAAGGUCUGGGACACCAAUGCUCUGAAGCCUGCUGAGCGCUUCGUCCUGGGCAAGGGAAUCUACAGCCACCAUAUGUCCCCCGUGGCUAACAAACAUUGCCUGAUAGCUGUUGGAACAAUAGAUGCUCAUGCUUCACUCUGUGACCUGAAGUCAGGUUCAUCAACACACAUUCUGAAGGGUCACAAGGCUUCGGUGGUGUGUGUCCAAUGGUCUACAAAAGAUGAGUUCUUGUUGGCAACAGGCAGCCGGGACAAUAAGAUUCUAUUGUGGGAUAUCCGGCAAGCCAAAGGGAGUCUGAUGUCACUUGAUCAGCACAAUGGUGAAGUGGUCAAAGGAUCCUCCGCAGUUAGUACGGCACAUAGCGGUCAUGUUAAUGGACUUUGCUUCACAGAGAAUGGUCUUCACUUAGUCAGCUGUGGCACGGAUGAUAGGGUUAGACUCUGGAACACUAUGAAUGGCAAAAACACUCUGAUCAAUUAUGGAAAAGUGACUAAUAGCAUGCGUAAAUGCAUUGAGAUCUGCACAUCAUCCAGCGUCCAUCCCGACGUGGUGUUUAUCCCAAGUGGGAGUGACAUCGAUAUGUUUGAUGUAUUCAGCGGGGAGACGGAUAUCACCAUGAAGGGCCAUUACAACAAUGUCAACUGCUGUGUGUUUCAUCCUCUCUUCCAGGAGGUUUACAGCGGUGGAAAUGACAGUAACAUCCUCAUCUGGGAGCCUGAUAUGGGUCAUAUUCACUUUGAAGAACCACUGCCAAAGAAACAAACCGGUGAAUCGAGACCGAAGAAGUUCUCUGGUAGUGAGAUCAAUGUCACAGCAGACACCUGGAGCAGCAGCGAUGAAGGAGACUGAAGGUUGGGACGAAAAAGAUAUACCCUCAGAUGCUGUCCAGCUACAGAUUGGCAUCAGAUGCUAUGCAGGGCCUUGUCUUCCUGGUGAAGGUCACCUUCGUGCAGGGUAGAUAUUGAUGUUGAAAGUAAAUCACGUUUGAAGGUGAGGUGAAGGUGCGAUAACUGCAUUCCAGCAACAGACGAGCUUCAGCUAAGAAGUAGACUUUCAUAUUUGUGGUGAAAGUCACCUUGAAAAAGGAGAGAUCAUGAUCUUUAUAGGUAAAUCAUGAUUGGAAAUGAGGAGAAGGUGUGCCUAAGGCUGUCCAGCCGAGAAUCAGGUCUUUGUCUUCUUGGCUAAAGGUAGCCUUCAUACAUUGUAGAUAUUAAUCUUGUAAGGUAAAUCAUGAUCAAAGAUGACGACAAGGUGCAAUGACAUAGUUGGUGCUAUGAAUUAGGGCUCUACCAUUUUGGUGAAGGUCACCUUCAUAGUUUUUAGACAUUGAUCUUUAAAGGUAAAUAAGGAUCAAAGAUCUAUGGUGUAAUGACUGCAUUCCAGCUAUGAAUCAGGUCUUAACCUUGAUGAAGGUCACCUUCACCCAUGAUCAUUAGAGAUAUUGGUCUCUAAGGUAAAUAAGUUUUUUUAACGAGGACAAGGUGGAGUGACUGCAGACAGCUACAAAUCUGGUAUUUACCUUGAUGAAGGUUACCUUCAUGCAUUAUCAAUAUAGGAUAAGUUGCAAACUACGAAUCAGGGUUAAGUCUUUUUUUUUGGUGAAGGUCACAUUCACACAUUGUAUCUACAAUGUGAUCUUUAAGUUAAAUCAUGAUCAAAGAUUAGAACUACAGUGUAUGUGCAAUCACCACUCAAGUUAUCAAUCAAGCUUCAUCUUUUUGGUGAGAAGGUCACCUAGAUGCAUGGUAGAUGGUGAUUAGUUUGGGAAAAUCUUUAUGGUUACAGAUUAGUCUAGAUCUGCACGUUAGUAGUCUCAUAUAGUGUACACAAUAAUAUUCUUAGUCUUCCAUCUUUUCACUUCCCUUUGCUAACAUCCAGUUUAAUCCUUAUGAUUUUACGACUAUCACAGAAAACUUUGAAGCAAAGCAUUUACGUGAGUCCCUCGGACAUUCCCCCAAAAUAGCUUCUCAUUGGUUGCACACCACGUCAGUCACAGGGCACAGAGCGCAAUGUCAUAGUUCUUCCAUUCAGUGUGUAGAGGUCUGAACACACAUCAAUUUCAUGAAUAUUUCAGUAUUUGUACCCCAAAUUUGAUAACUUUAAUCUUGACAUAAAAAUAUUUUCACCCGCAAUUGUUCCAAAAGAAUGGAAUUCAGUGGGUAAGUUAGAAAGGUAUGAUCGCUGCGGACUAGUGCUGUAAUAUCACGGUAACUUUCAAUUCCUCUUUUAAUAACUUGGAGUCAAAACCGAGCGGUUUUUGGAUAAACAAAAACAACACACCUUUGCCAAAGUUGCCGCCUAUUGAAAGUAAGAACAAAGAAUACCAUGCACCAUACAUGCCGGGUAUCAGUUUUUAGGUGAAACGCAAUUUCCAUUCAUAGUUUAUCCUCUCACUUACUCCUAUCACUCUGUUAACGUGCUCAAGACUUUCGAUGUGCAAGUUAUUUCCAGGCGCAUGAUGUUUUGACUUUUGAAUUCGAUACAAUUACCCCCGGAUUAUGUCAUUACUUGCGAAUUAAAGGCCUACCCUCUCCUUGCAAAUGUGACAAGAAUAUGAAUUAAUUUUUUGAAAGAACAUAAGUUUAUGCUCAGAAAGUGUGUGUUGGCUUGAUAAACUACUGCGCUCUUAUAUUUAGUUGAUUGAUAAAAUUAUUUUAGAAUUAGAUUUGCUUUCAAAGUCUAACUCUUAUUCUUUAUUUAUUUAUUUCAACUUGUUAACUACAUUUUGUGAUAUCCCUCUCCUCCAGCAACGUACACAUUUUUUAGAUGAAUAUUAAGUAUUCAGCCUCUGAAGACUGAAAUAUAAAUUUUCAAACAAAGAAACAGGGGAAAAUGGAACUAAGAAUAUUUCUAACAACAGGUUGCUACAUUUUAUUAAGAAUUACCUACCAUAUUAUAGUGAAUAAGUAAUUUCCAAAAAAAAAACACAAGAGAAUUCUAUGCCCAUAAUCCUAGUUAGUGCCCUAAUAUAGCGCUGAUGCACUGUGGUCUUGAUUCAUCCUUGAUAAAUUGAUAUCAAUUUAUCAUUAAUUUACUGACUUAUUAUUACUUUUAGUACUUGACUUGUUACUUCACAAAUUAAACCUGUUCUUUUAUUCAACUUGUACAUUUGGUGACAUUUCUUGAAAAUUUAAAUGUUCACAACUGCACAUACUUACGACGAAAAAACAGAGACUUUGAAAGAAAAUUUGUUAGUCGUAUACCUGUAAUAAGGGGGAAAGUAACUGAGAAAAUAAUCAAACCACAUAACAAAAUAAAUAAUGUCUUAACGUUCAGUACCACAGAAAUUUUUAAAAUGAAAGGACAGCUUGGUCAUCUGUCAUGUUCCUUUCUAUGUAUCUAACCUGCAGUGUCCCUGGUACUUUGGGAGGAUCAUCAUUUUGCUCUUUGCCAACUUCCAUCUCUUCUGAAGAAACAUACAAAACCUCUUUGUUCUUGAUCACUAGAUUGGCAUAUUCUACUAAUUCUUUUGGACAUCUGAUAAUGACAUGGCCACUCAUGACCUUCCUGUGGACAACUGACUUUACAGAACCCCCUACUCCAUCUACGGGCCCUUUUCCCAUGGCUAGUUUCAAAGAAGUGCUAUUUUAUUUUCAUUGUUUGGUCAUACUUGGCAAGGAAAGCAUAUACAUCUUUGCUGCGAAAUUGACAUGCUGGCAAUCCUUAUCCCUCUGCCAGUGACACUACACUUUUUAGUUGGCAAUCAUUUGUCCUCUGCCAAUGACACUGCACCUCAUAGUAGGCAAUCCUUUGGCCGCUCCCAAUGACACUACACCUCGUAGUUGGCAAUCAUUUUGCAUCUGCCAAUGACACUACAGCUUAUAUUUGGCAAUCCUUUGUGAAAGGCUUUUGUCCGAAAUUCUUGAUUAGCGAUCGAUUUUCAGCCUGUAGUUGAAUAUUUGUUGCGUCAACCCUAGCAGGCCUCCCAAUUUUGAAUGAGGAAAAAUACUCACCUCAGCACCUGUGUCGACGAGAUAGCGUGUACCAGUGUACUUGUCGUUGACAAAGAAAAGGCGACUGGGUUGGAUGCUGCAAAGGGGGUUAGUCGCUGCUAUUCCUUGGCGGGACCGUUUCCCUGGGCUUGUCUUGAGAAAGAGCAAGGACUGGUGCACUUUUUAGCACUGCUCCCAUGCUUCCAGUUAUACCAGCACUGGGCACCUGCAUGCUGCUCACUGCGAUGUGGGCUGCACGAAACCGACUCGCGCUUGCUCAAAUCUUUCGACUUACUCUGCCGACUGCGACCUCUCUGGUUCUCCAGCAUGGAGCAGGUUAAGGCUUGAACCUACACAGUGAGCCGGGCAACCUGCGCGGAGAGUUGGUCGACUUUAUUAGCUUCUUGCGCUGGGAGUGCAGGAGGCUGCGAUGGCGCCACCUUGGAUAGAGUAUUGGAUAUGCUAGUUCGGUCGGCAACUUUGACAAUUUUGUCCGCUAGCGCCGCUAAGUCCACCAAACUCACCCCAUGGCUUGAUGCGGCUAGGAUGACCUGCACGUUGGUGGGCAAGCGCUGCAAAAAAUAUUUGUCGAAAAAUUGAAUCCUCCAUCGUACUCGUCCCCAUCAAUUGCUGCAUUUGCCGAAGGAGUUGCGAUGGCGAUUUGUCUCCAAGCUCCUCUCCUGACAGGCGAGUGAGCCAAUGACUCUACACCUUAUAUUUGGCAAUCAUUUGGCCUCUGCCAAUGACACUACAUCUUAUAUUUGGCAAUCCUUUGGCCUCUGUCAAUGACACUACACCUAAUAGUUGGCAAUCAUUUGGCCUCUACCAAUUACACUACACCUCAUUGUAGGCAAUCCUUUUGCCUGUGCCUCUGCCAAUGACACGACACCUAAUAAAUGGCAAUCCUUUUGCCUCUGCCAAUGACACUACACCUUAUAUUUGGCAAUCCUUUGGCCUCUGUCAAUGACACUACACCUAAUAGUUGGCAAUCCUUUGGCCUCUGCCAAUGACACUGCACCUCAUAGUAGGCAAUCCCUUUGCCUCUGCCAAUGACACGAAAUCUCAUAGUUGGCAAUCCUUUUGCCUCUGCCAAUGACACUACAUCUUAUAUAUGGCAAUCUUUUGGCGUCCCCCAAGGACCACUCAUAGUUGUCAAUCCUUUUGCAUCUGCCAAUGACACUACACCUCAUAGUUGGCAAUCCUUUUGCAUCUGCCAAUGACACUACACCUUAUAGUUGUCCAUCCUUCUGCCAAUGACACUACACCUCUUAGUUGGCAAUCCUUUUGCCUCUGCCAUUGACACUAAACCUCAUAGUCGGCAAUCUUUUUCUCUCUGCCAAUGACACUACACCUCUUAGUUUAAAAUCCUUUUCUCUCUGCCAAUGACACAACACCUCAUAGUUGGCAAUCCUUUUGCGUUUGUCGAUGACACCAUGCCACUUAGUUGGCAGUCAUUUGGCUUCUGCCAUUGACACUACACCUCUUAGUGGGCAAUCCUUGUAUCUCUGCCAAUGACACUACACCUCUUAGUUGACAAUCCUUUGGCCUCUGUCAAUGAUACUACACCACUUCGUUGACAAUCCUUUUCCCUCUGCCAAAGACACUGAACGUCAUAUUUGGCAAUCAUUUGGCCUUUGCCCAAUGACACUACACCUCAUAGUUGGCAAUCAUUUUGCACCUGCCAUUGACACUACACCUCAUAGUUGGCAAUUCUUCGGCCUCUGUCAGUGACAUUACACCUCAUAUUUGGCAAUCCCUUUGCCUCUGUCAAUGACACCACACCUCAUAGCGUUGGCAAUCAUUUAAUCUCUGUCAAUGACACUACACUUUUAAGUUGGCUAUCGUUUGGCCUUUUUCAAUGGCACUAUACCACAUAGUUGGCAAUCCUUUUGCGUCUGCCAAUAACAUUACACCUUAUAGUUGACAAUAAUUUGGCCUAUGCCAAUGACACUUCACCUCAUAGUCGACAAUCUUUUUCUCUCUGCCAAUGACACUACACCUCAUAGUUGGCAAUCCUUUUGCGUUUGUCGAUGACACCAUGCCACUUAGUUAGCAAUCAUUUGGCUUCUGCCGUUGACACUACACCACACAGUUGGCAAUCCUUUUAUCUCUGCCAAUGACACUACACCUCAUACAUGUAGUUGGCAAUCCUUUUCUCUCUGCUGACACUAUACUUCUUAGUUGGCAAUCCUCUAGCCUCUGCCAAUGAUGCUACACCCCUGUGUUGGCAGUCAUUUGGCCUCUGCCAUUGACACAACAGGCAGAUGAAUACAAGCAGAAAUUGCUUCUUUGUCGACUCAAAAGAGCACAUUUUCGUCCUUGUAGAAAAAUUAACAACUUAACGAACCGAAAUAGAAAAUUUUAGAAAAUAUCCCACCAACACCACCAUCAACUCCAGCAAUAAUCCAAGACCAAAGUUUCACAACUUCAUGCAAUAUGUAAAAUGUUAUUUAAUAUU
Molecule: messenger RNA, 7025 nt
Organism: Lytechinus pictus (painted urchin)
Lineage: Eukaryota; Metazoa; Echinodermata; Echinoidea; Temnopleuroida; Toxopneustidae
Product: DNA excision repair protein ERCC-8-like
Exons: 9
Coding region: 264-1484 (406 amino acids)
Biological process (GO): proteasome-mediated ubiquitin-dependent protein catabolic process; protein polyubiquitination; transcription-coupled nucleotide-excision repair
Cellular component (GO): nucleotide-excision repair complex; Cul4A-RING E3 ubiquitin ligase complex
Molecular function (GO): protein binding
Source: RefSeq, a predicted model, not a curated record